AAACGGUUUAGCUUUUGCAUAAACAUUACAAUUCAUUUCAUUCGCGUUCAUUCAAGAUGGAAGAAAUCGGCCUUGGGGGAAAUAAUGAUCAGAAGGAGGAUUCGAACAUGUCGGACUCUCGUCCUGGCACGGGACUGGCUGGAGCCUCGGGGGAUCCCAUGAACCCUGAUCUGGAGGACUUGUAUGUCAAGUACAAGAAACUGCAGAAACAGCUGGAGUUCUUGGAGGUCCAGGAGGAAUACAUUAAGGAUGAACAGAAGAAUCUGAAGAAGGAGUAUCUUCACGCUCAGGAGGAAGUCAAGCGCAUUCAGAGUGUCCCUUUGGUCAUUGGCCAGUUCCUGGAGGCUGUUGACCAGAACAAUGGGAUUGUUGGUUCUACCACAGGUUCCAAUUACUACGUUCGUAUUUUGAGUACCAUUGACCGUGAGCUGCUGAAGCCAUCGGCCAGUGUAGCCCUCCACAAACACAGCAACGCUCUGGUGGAUGUUCUCCCCCCCGAGGCAGACAGCAGUAUCACCAUGCUCCAAGCAGAUGAGAAACCUGAUGUGACCUACUCUGACAUCGGAGGAAUGGACAUCCAGAAGCAGGAAGUACGAGAAGCCGUGGAGCUGCCCUUGACCCACUUUGAGCUGUAUAAGCAGAUCGGCAUUGACCCUCCGAGGGGGGUUCUCAUGUUUGGCCCGCCGGGCUGUGGAAAGACUAUGUUGGCCAAGGCUGUUGCUCACCACACCACUGCUGCUUUUAUUCGAGUGGUGGGAUCGGAAUUUGUCCAGAAAUAUCUGGGGGAAGGUCCCCGAAUGGUGAGAGACGUGUUCCGACUAGCAAAGGAAAAUGCCCCUGCCAUCAUCUUCAUUGAUGAGAUUGACGCAAUUGCCACAAAGAGAUUCGAUGCUCAGACAGGAGCGGAUCGAGAGGUACAGAGAAUUCUGCUAGAACUUUUGAACCAGAUGGACGGCUUUGACCAGACUGUCAAUGUCAAGGUGAUCAUGGCCACCAACAGAGCAGACACUCUGGAUCCCGCGUUGCUUCGGCCCGGUCGUUUGGACAGAAAGAUUGAGUUUCCUUUGCCUGACCGGCGGCAGAAGCGUCUGAUCUUCUCCACCAUCACGGGCAAGAUGAACCUGAGCGACGAGGUGGACCUAGAGGACUAUGUGGCACGGCCAGACAAGAUCAGCGGAGCCGACAUCAACGCCAUCUGUCAGGAGGCUGGCAUGCAGGCAGUUCGGGAAAACCGCUAUGUGGUUCUGGCUAAGGACUUUGAGAAAGGAUACAAGAACAACAUCAAGAAGGACGAGACAGAACAUGAAUUUUAUAAAUAAACCUAGUUCUGUGUCAUGUUACGUAUCUCAUAUACUUUUCUGCAGAUGUGAUCUGUUUCAUUUGCUUUUGUUUGCUUUUUUUUAAAGGAGGGGAGAGGAUGGAAAUGAAGAAUGGAGGGGGAAUGUAGAACUUGAAAUAUCAGUUGUACAUGUGGCUAGUAUGUGGUUCAGGUAUUGAAGGAUUGCCCUUGUGGAGACGUAUGUGCAAAAAAUUUAAUGUGUUUUGCUUUCAAAUAAAUUGAGAUAAAAAAUGCUGUAA
This is a messenger RNA of Aplysia californica (California sea hare), 1578 nucleotides long. RefSeq names its product 26S proteasome regulatory subunit 6B. The coding region runs from base 57 to 1319 and encodes 420 amino acids. Gene Ontology annotation, molecular function: ATP hydrolysis activity; proteasome-activating activity; ATP binding. Lineage: Eukaryota; Metazoa; Mollusca; Gastropoda; Aplysiida; Aplysiidae. Gene Ontology annotation, cellular component: proteasome regulatory particle, base subcomplex. The record is from RefSeq and is a predicted model, not a curated record. Gene Ontology annotation, biological process: proteasome-mediated ubiquitin-dependent protein catabolic process. The transcript has 9 exons.